Lycium ferocissimum is the source of this 867-nucleotide messenger RNA. RefSeq lists its product as uncharacterized. The record is from RefSeq and is a predicted model, not a curated record. The transcript has 2 exons. Lineage: Eukaryota; Viridiplantae; Streptophyta; Magnoliopsida; Solanales; Solanaceae. Bases 1 to 867 code for a protein of 288 amino acids.
AUGUCGAAUUUGUCGAAGCUUGAGUUUGUGGCACUUGAUAUCUCCGGAAAGAAUUACCUAUCAUGGGUACUCAAUGUUGAAAUUCACCUAGACUCCAAAGGUCUUGGUGCCACUAUUACUCAGGGUAAUACAUCAUCGAGUCAGGACAAAGCGAAGACAAUGAUUUUCCUUCGUCAUCAUCUGGAUGAAGGAUUGAAGGUUGAAUACCUGACAGUGAAAGAUCCACUUGAAUUGUGGGCUGGUUUGAAGGAAAAGUAUGACCACAUUAAGGUAACGGUAUUGCCCAGGGCUCGUUAUGAGUGGAUUCACUUACGAUUACAGGAUUUUAAAACUGUAUGUGAUUAUAACUCUACUGUUUAUAGAAUUACUUCCCAAUUGAAGCUACGUGGGGAUAAUAUAACUGACGAGGCAUGCGUGAAGAGGGGUUUUAAAAAGCAUGCUGAUUUGAUCUCAUGUCUUCUUGUGGCUGAGCAGCAUAAUACCCUUUUAUUGAAAAAUCAUGAAGCCCGUCCCACUGGAACUGGUCCAUUCCCGGAACCGAAUGUGGUAGCGAAGACAUGGCCCACCGAAAGAAGACAAAAUAAUCGGGGCCAUAAUAAUGAACGUGGGUGUGGCAAGGGCAAGGGACGAUAUAAUAAUCGUCGUGAUGGUGGUCACCAUAAAAGGGAGAACAAUAUGGGUUAUCAAGGCAAUCCUUCAAGGAGCAACUGUCAUCGUUGUGGUUUGCAAGGUCAACGGAAAAAUGAAUGUCGUUCGCACGAAAUGGUUGCCGUGCUUUAUCAAAAUUCCUUCAAAAGAAAGGCGAAUAGAGGUGGUGCCUCUUCUCGCUUAAUGCCCGGUGGAGUCACACAUGACUUUAAAGAAUGA